Molecule: messenger RNA, 644 nt
Organism: Alligator sinensis (Chinese alligator)
Lineage: Eukaryota; Metazoa; Chordata; Crocodylia; Alligatoridae
Product: CMRF35-like molecule 7
Exons: 4
Coding region: 1-564 (187 amino acids)
Cellular component (GO): plasma membrane
Molecular function (GO): transmembrane signaling receptor activity
Source: RefSeq, a predicted model, not a curated record
AUGGGCCCGGAGACGGUGACGGGACCUGAAGGUGGUUCGGUGUCUGUGAUGUGCCACUAUGGGAAAGGCUACGAAGAGUUUCCAAAAUUCUGGUGCAGAGACGACAUGGUAUUGUGCUUGGGCAGCCACAUCAUAGAGACCACAGGGUCAGAGGCUGAGGUGUGGCAGGACCGAUUCUCCAUCCGGGACAACCACACGCAGCGCACCAUCACGGUGUCCAUGGAGACCCUGACGAUGGCGGACACCAGCACCUACCUGUGCGGGAUAAAUAAGCCUCUUGAUUUUGAUCCCACACAUGCUGUGGAACUGUUGGUGUCUCCAGCCUCCACAAAGCCGACCUCGGCACGGACAGCUGCUAAGGAAGAUGAAGCCAAUUUCCCUAACCAACACCCCACCCCAGCAGGGUCCCAGGCCAGCAGCAUCCAUUUCCUGCUCCUGGUCGGCUUGAAGGUGCCCAUCUUCCUGUGCAUGGUCUGUGCCGUGGUGUGGGUGAGCGUGCACUACAGGGACAGCUCCUGUGCCAUGGUGCCACACAGACGUGAUCAUCACCUGCCUCACCCCUAGGCCCGGGAAGGGCCUGAACUAUCACAUCAGCAAUGCCUCCACCUGCCCUGCGUUCAGCGUCUCCCAGGCACUAGACCUGA